GUGCUUUCAUUUCACUGUUGUAAUUGACAGAGCUUAGACUGGUCUAGCCCGGUCACAGUGGCUGCCUCGGCUAUGCUGAGUUGUUUCAUGUUUAGUCUCGCUGGAAAUUGCGGAACCUCUUUGCUUUUCCUCGAACACCCCCCGCCUUUUUCUUUUCUUCUUCUUGCUAUUCUCUGUACUUGCUACUCGUUGACCGACAAUGAAUAUGCUGUCGUCUCUCAUUCCCUGGAUAUAAUUUGCGGGGUCGAUCGUCUACCGACCUUCGCGGUGAUGGAAUCCAUGGGUGGUGUGGCUGUCAACUUAAACGAACAGCGAGCACGGAACCCCGGCAUUGCAGAACUCCGGCAUUAUGCACCAACAUUCUUCAUAUUAGUCGUUCGAUGACGGUAGUGUCUCAGAUGUAUCAGCCCACGAACACCUACGUGAUAUUUUCCCUUCAAACAGUUCCAUUGGGAGAAGCGAUGGAUGCCUGGGAAUAUACCAAGCUUUAUCGGUCCUCGUCAUCUCAGCAAUUUAGGUGCCUGGAAUAGUUAGAAAACCUGCUACCAAUUUACCAAUGGGUGUUUUCAGAUGACUCGUCAUAUUUGGUUGUUCGCUCCCAGCCAAC
This is a messenger RNA of Aspergillus piperis CBS 112811, 607 nucleotides long. RefSeq lists its product as uncharacterized. NCBI's taxonomy places the organism in Eukaryota, Fungi, Ascomycota, Eurotiomycetes, Eurotiales, Aspergillaceae. The transcript has a single exon. The record is from RefSeq and is a predicted model, not a curated record. Bases 73 to 384 code for a protein of 103 amino acids.